Oppiella nova is the source of this 1585-nucleotide messenger RNA. Lineage: Eukaryota; Metazoa; Arthropoda; Arachnida; Sarcoptiformes; Oppiidae. The record is from the annotation of a GenBank genome assembly.
UUUGCAAUGUUUUUAUUAUUAAUUCAAAACCAUACAUAAUAUAUUCAUUUGAAUGAAUUCUGUGUUUAAUAAAUAGUUUCAUGCAUUGUAUACGUCGGGCGAAUCCAGUUUAUUGUUAUUACAUAAGAGUUAUUGAAAUAAAUUAUUAAAUUAUAGUGUAUUAAAGGCUAAACUAAAAGGCUAGCAAAUUGCACCACAAAUACCAGUGAUAAUGAUAUAUCAAUGGGAGAAAGUAAAGCAAAAUACGCUCAAAGAGUGUGACAUAAGUAAACUAACCGGCCUCUGGUAUGCCAUUUAUGUCAAGAAUCAAACUCAACACUCAAUUAGUAUGGAUUUGAGUAAAGUUAGCCAACACUCGCUUCAAUUCAAACAUAUACUAAAUGGAGUUGUGGAUCACGAGUACGAUUUGGUGCAAAACUACGAUACACUGCAGGGUAAAUUGGACCGUGUCAUAGACCGAGGUGACUACCAACUUGGCUACCCCUGGUGGGUACUGCACACCGACUACGACGAGAUUCUGGUGGUCUAUCAGUGCCUUAUUCUUAAUGACGAUCCCAACGAUCAAAACGCUUCCGAAGACGUGUGGACAAUCUAUAGUCGGACUAAGACUAUAACCGACGAUCAUUUGUCAUACGCCAGAGAUUUGUUAUUGAAAUCUGGCGCUAAAAUCGACGGCUCAGACGAGAUACUGUUCAAAAUUAUACGUGUAGAAGUGUUGACCAGAACUCAACCUGUAUGUUAUGUACUCCAUUUGAGUGACCAAGUUAUCUAUCCCUAUCAUAAGGCCGUCAAUCAGACAUUGAGUGAAUUGGACUUAAAAUCGUUGGAGGGGCACUGGUAUGGCGUUUAUCACCGGAAUCCCAAAGAAGUGAACGGUUCCUGUCCUGAACUCGAUGUUGUCGUUGGCAAUGGAUAUGUGAAUGUAACGGAAAUUCGUGGAAAUAACACAGUAAAUGAGGAUAGAAUGGAGCAAAACCUGUAUUUAAAGGGAAAGAUAAGCAAGGUGAUCAUGUUGCCAGCCGGAAAUCAGACCUUAAGCCGAGAUAUCGUGGAAUCUGGAGCACAGAGACUGAUAGAGGCCGGAGCUGUCAGCGACUCUAAUGGCACAUUGGAUGGGCACUGGUACUCAGUUUACAACCGAAGUCCCAUAAACGGUGUCUGUCCACAACUUAACAUCAAAGUUAGUGGUGGAGGUGUGAAUGUGGUGGAAAGUUUGGGAAACAAUACGGUAUUCAAUGAGAACUUAGUGCCAAACAGUUAUUUAAAGGGCAAAUUGGAAAAGUUGGUGUCAAUGGGCACCUGGACAGCUGCCUUACCCUGGUAUGUGCUGCAAGUGGACCCUCUGUUAGUCGGCAAAUUGGAAAAGUUGGUGUCAAUGGGCACCUGGACAGCUGCCUUACCCUGGUAUGUGCUGCAAGUGGACCCUCUGUUAGUCGUAUAUAAAGUGGUAACCUUUGAGAAGAAUGAGGUCUGGUCACCAGCUAGAUAUCAGCCUGGGGAUUGGGCUCACGCCUAUCACACCGUUUUUCACACGUUUUUAACCAACUACAGCCUCGACAGUUACGAUUACCCCUUGGCCCUAUAG